CUGAGUUUUGACAGUCAGCCUCGGGCUGCGGCGGGGGCGCGGCAGCGGCGGCGGCGGGCGAAGUGGCUCCGAGGGGAGGCGGGGGCGAGCCGGGGCCGAGCCGGGCGCGCGGGGGCUCCGAUUUGAAGACCUUUCUUCUCAUCACCUGCUGGAUUAUGCCCAAGGCUUUCCCACCCAAUGAUCCUCCUGCAGCACACUGUGCUUCUUCCACCUAAGCAGCCCGCAUCCUCUCCUCCUAUGUCAGUGGCCACCAGGCCUGCAGGAACCUUGCAGCUUCCACCACAGAAGCCAUCUGGGCAGGAGGCUUCCUUGCCUCUUGCAGGGGAAGAAGAGUUCUCUAAGGGAGGGGAGCAAGACUGUGCCCUGGAGGAGCUAUGUAAGCCCCUGUACUGCAGACUCUGCAAUGUCACCUUGAACUCUGCACAGCAAGCCCAGGCUCAUUAUCAGGGUAAAAAUCAUGGUAAGAAACUCCGAAAUUACUAUGCAGCAAACAGCUGUCCUCCUCCUGCUAGAAUGAGCAAUAUGGUGGAGCCUGCAGCUGCCCCUGUUCCAGCUCCUCCGCAGAUGGGCUCCUUUAAGCCAGGAGGCCGAGUGAUCCUGGCCACAGAGAAUGAUUACUGUAAGCUCUGCGAUGCGUCCUUCAGUUCUCCGGCUGUGGCUCAGGCCCACUAUCAAGGGAAGAAUCAUGCCAAGAGGCUGCGGUUGGCGGAAGCUCAGAGUAAUUCAUUCUCGGAAUCCUCAGAGCUGGGUCAACGGCGGGCCAGAAAAGAAGGGAAUGAGUUUAAGGUGAUGCCUAACAGGAGAAAUAUGUAUACAGUGCAGAAUAAUUCAGCAGGUCCUUACUUCAAUCCCCGCUCUCGGCAGAGAAUUCCACGUGAUCUGGCCAUGUGUGUUACUCCAAGUGGCCAGUUUUACUGCUCAAUGUGUAAUGUUGGGGCUGGCGAAGAGAUUGAAUUCCGGCAGCAUUUAGAGAGCAAGCAACAUAAGAGCAAGGUGUCUGAACAGCGGUACAGGAGUGAGAUGGAGAAUCUGGGAUAUGUGUAGUGAUUCUCAUGCUACGAUAGAGCGGCUUAUCCUGCCUGUUGUUUGCCUUUUGUCAACUUGCCCUGCUUUGUGGUCCUUUUGAUAUGAGUGCAUUCUUCUGCUUAACGUUAAUACAUGUAACCCACAGUGGUACCAUGAGAUGUCAAAACCUGGGGGCCCAGGGGCGGGGCGGGGAGGCAGGUGUGGAGAAUGUACUUCUUAGGUCAUAACGCUUUUGCAGGGUCUGUUGUGUUGAGCUGCUCAGCACGUGACCUACCUACCCCAGCAGAAAUAACUUUUUAUCUUGCCCAAGUUCUGGUCAACUUUGUUUAAAAGUAUCAUUUUCUUUUGCAAUUUUAGUUUUAUGUGCUGUUAAAGAAUUGUAUUGAAUUCUUUUUAGAUCAAAGCAAAAAUAGGUCAGCAGAGAUUUCAGUUUCCCAGAGUUUAACCAGAACCACCACCUCAUUGCAUUGUCAGUAGGAUACGUUGUUAGAAACUGUUAAGGUCUUUCCUGGGACAUUUUUUUCCUGCAAUUUUCUUUUGCAGUUUUAGUUUUAUGCACUGUUAAGGAAUUGCAUUGACUUCUUUUUAGAUCACAGUAAAAAUAGGAUGGCAGAGAUUUCAGUUUCCUGGGGAGUAACCAAGAACCACCACCUCAAAGCCUUGUCAGUAGGACAUAUUGUUAGAAACUGUUAGGGUCUUUCCCGGGACAUGUUUUUUUCUAUAUCAGUUCUCCCUGUCAUUGAAACGUAAGUUUUCUUGAAUUCAAAUACUCCCAAUGAGCUUGUGUACUCCAAACAGCUAAACUUGAUUUCCAGUUGGGGAUUUCCACACAUUUAAUUACUGCCUUCUUCCUGCCUCUCUUUUCCCGACCCUUGCCCCUCCUAGUUGAAUCAGCUUGUCGAACAAGCUCAUUUUCAUGCCCCAGCUGUGCUGUGGGUUUUCCAAGCCUCAUAUUUGAAUAUUUCUUGAGUUUAAGGUGGAUAUGAUUUUUAAAAAUUUAGUUUCCAGCAGAGUUAAGGAAACAAAGAUAUGUUUGAUUUUUCAAUUUAGAGUUACUUCUUCAUGGAUAGUAACAUGCACUUAUAUCAUGAUUUAAACCAUCAAUUUGGAUUGCUUGACAUUUUGUUUUGCCAGACUUUUUUGAUAGUUUGAUUAUUACACUUUACUUACAUUUUCCUCUGUCUUGCCAGUCUGUUGGCCGUCCUGAAAAAUGUCACUACCUGCUGUUUUAUACACGGAGAGGAACUUUUUAAAAAGCAAAUAAAGUGUCACUAUGUUUGUUUCCAGUAGAAAAAUACAUGAACUAUGGUUUUAUUCUUUGUAAUUCGCCUUUCUUGAAGAUAAUGAAAAGUAUACAAUAGAUCAUUUUGGCAUCUGAUAAUUAUAUCAAUAUUGUUAUUUUUGUUUUUUGCUUUUAAAAUAAGAAGUUGUAAUGUAUAUCUAGAUUAAUGGAGUGCUCUGUGAAUGUUUAUUAACUAUAUCUUAUCUAUUUACUGUAUUUUACAUGCAUAAGACCAGUGGCCAUCCAUAUUACUUUUGAAAGGCCACUUGAUUUGGAAGUUUAUAUUUUAAGCAGUAUCUUUGAACAAUGCUCAAUUCGCAUUUGAUUGCUUAUAUUACUAAUUAGAGAUAAAACUUCCAUCUUUUCUUGAGAAUCCUGUAGGCAAAUAGAUUCAGGAAGGCAAAUUACAAUCAUUCUUUUUCUGUAAUAUUUUGGGACAACUUUUAAACAACUCAGACGCAUGUUUAAAAUUGAGUUUUCUGUGACUAACCCCUUCUAUACUAUCCAGUUACUGUCUUCCGUUGAAGUGGUGGUUCUUUGAAGAGUAGCAUUAUUUUGUAACAUUUUUUCUCCCAGAAACAGAAGAAUCAAGUAUUAUUCUCUUAGGAUUCUAUCUUGACCUGUGACUCUUAAUAUAAUAACUACCCCACCCCCCCUUUUUUGCAGUAAUCUAUAAAGUAGAGUUGCUUAGUUUUGAGCAAUUUAGGGCUUUUCUUAUUGGCCAGUAGGUUACUCAUUUUGCUGCUAAGUAUAAUUUUUUUGGUCAAUUUUAAUAUUAUAGUGCUGGCCACUUGGUUCUAUGAUUACCUAAAAAUCUAGGCUUUUUUCCCUCUGUAGGUAUGUAUGUGUAUGCAUACCCCCAUACACAUGAUACCAUAGAGAGGUAUGUCAACCCUUAUUUCAAAUAACAGUAGAAGAUACACAUAUGAAUUUAUGUUUUAUAAAAAUGGCAUUCAUCCACUUUGUUUUCCUUUGGAAAUAGUUUUAAAAGAAAGAUUCCCCUUGCUCUCUCCACUUAACGUUUCAUUAUAUACGUAGAACAAGCAGUGGACUUAAGGGCUUGAUGUUGUUCAGGCCUUGUGUAUUCAGGUUUCCAGUUUCCCAGUGCCCUUAAUGGAUGUUAUGAAUGCAUAAGCGCAUUUUCUUUUAAAGAAAGAAGUUAGAUUUAUAGUAUUAUUUCUUACUUGCUGUAUUUCUUUGCACUAAAAAAGAGCUAUGUGUUUGUUUUAUAUGACACUUUAGUACCGUAUUGCCUACAGUAACUCAGUUUGCUCCUUAAUUUUCAAACUCUGGGAAGUUGAUGAGUAACUUCCAUGAUCACUUGUAAAAGUUACAUGCACAUCUAAAAAACAAUCACAAAUUAUGACAGUAGGUUGUGUUUUGGGCUUGUUACCUUGCAAUAUUCUCUGUUCCAUAGGUGAAAACAAAGGGUGACAGAGUUUAUCAGGCAAGAAAUUCCUAAAUGGAUACAUCUGUGCAUGGAGCAGUUUCUCAUGUCCAUCUAUCUGUAGACAGUGUUUUUUCUGUCUAAGCAGACUGUUUCUCCUGAGUCCGUGAUACGUGAUCUUCGUUGUGUCACUUUGUGAUGUUCAGUCCUGCUCUGUAGCAUACUUUAGGAUUUGCAUCUUGUACUCCCCAGGAAUUAUGUUAGUGUCUUUUUCUAUGUGGUCUUCAAGGAUGGACAGAGGCCUAAACAACAACAAAAAAAUCAGUAAAAAGAAAAAAAACCUUGGAUUUCAGUAAUCAUCCAUAGGAACUCAUAGCAUCAGUCUCUUUUCUCUGUUGAUAAUGUCUUUAUGUAAGUUGUCAAUAAAAAAAUCAAUGUUAGAAGAUGACAAUUAGAAUUCUUCUUAGGUUUCGAGGGUAAGAAGUUGUAAAGAAAGAAAAUUAGUGUUUCAAUUAAAAUAUUGGAUUGCAUAUAUCUUGGAAGUGGUUUGGUUAAAAAAAAAAAAAAAGUUCAGUUACCAAACUGAGUGUGCCCUGUAAUCCUUCUGGGCCCCCUGAAGAUACUUUGAAAAUCUUUUGUUGGUCAUGACUUUGCACAUCAUGUCCUGCAGCUUGUAAAUACGUGCAUGUGGUUUAUGUUUGUCUGCCUGUUUCUUGCUACACUGCAUUCUGCAAGGUGAGUAAUUUUUAAAAAUACCAUUUAUUUUGAAAAAGUUUCUCCUCCAACUCUUCCUCACGAUUCCCCUUUUAAUUAGUUGGUAAACUUAGAAAACCAUUAGGAUUUUUGAAGCCCUGAGUUUAAAAGAAGAAUCAUGGCUAUUUGACACCAUCCUUACGUCCCGCUGACUUUAAAAGCUAACAAGAAGCAUGAGAUCUUCCACCUCAUUUUAGAAAGCUCUUCUACAGAACUAUAUGCUUGCUUAUAGUUACCUACCUACAGUUUGAACAGCAAGAAAGGGAGACAUGUGUGGCUGGUUACAUCUUCCUUAACUCCUAAAUUGGCUGGGACGCAAGCAACAGCAGUAUGAGGUCCAGUGACUUAGGUAAAAUGAGCCUGAAGAACUUGGUGAGGUGUGGACCAGGACAAUAGAGCUGCUUUAGAAAUAAACUGAGACUUGUUUUGUCAGGAUAGAUAAAAGUUUCAUGCAGGUUUUUGAACAGAUGUUUUAAAAAAAUUUGACCUUACCAACUAUUUUUUUCUUCUAGCCAAAUCAUAGUACAGGAGUUUCAUAUGUAAUAAAAAGUGUUUUGUUACUGUUUUUGCUCUCUUGGCAGGGGAGAACCCCUACCAUUGUGAGCUGUUACUGUCAGUCUAGCUGAAUGGACAAAUAGCUGUGUAAAUAGCUUCUCAUAAAACAUUUCUUCUGAUAGCUGUUUGACUUUUUCUCCCAGUUAUGAAUGGGAGGAACAUUUGUAAACUUCCUUUCUGGGUAGCUACCAAAAAACGUACUGGCUUAUGGUCCCAUGUGACCCUGUCUCCAUUAAGCCCAGAAUCUGAGUGCCUUUAGCAAGUGUGAGCAUUUCACAGAGAGAAGAGAUGACAGAAUUAUUGCUGUUAAUCACCAUUCAUAAAUAGGAACUUGGACCAACAAUGGUCUGUGUGAAUUCUGUUCUACAUCUUUUUUUUCCCUUUCUUAAUGCAUUCUCAAUUUGAUACCAAGUAAAACUUGUCGUUAUUGAUCAGGAACCAUACAUCCUGAAAAUGAAUUCAGUUGUCCCAAGCUGGCAGCAGUCAUAGGUCAUUUUUCACGUUGAUUUGUGUUGUAUUUGUACUUAGUAAAUGGCAGCCUGUUCAACUGGAAGAGCGUGACACAGAUGUUUGGAAAAAUUCUUUAUUCUAGUGGUCAUUUUCAAACUUGUCUUUCCUGUGGAGAGGGGAAAUAUGUAUUUGCAACUAAAGUAUUUGAAGAGACUGGCACAAUAAUUACAUUAGUUCAUUUCUAUAUUAAAGGAAGCAUCUUCACAAAUCAGGUUUUAGGACAUUAAAAGCAAAAUUUUCCCUUGUUUAAUGAAUUUAAAAUUCUAAAUUGCCUGAGUACUUAGAAUCUUUGAAACACACUGUUAGACUAAUUUUAUUAUAGAAAUGCUAACAUGUUCCUCAACAUUUUCGCAAGAAAUUUUCAGACAUACAUCAAAGUUGAAAAAACUUUACACUAUAAGCACUGCUAGAUUCUGCCAUUAACAUUUGGCUAUGCUUGUAUUGCCACGUACCUGUUUAUUUCUCCAUCCCUCUUUUCAUCCAUUGAUCCAUCAGGUUUUUUUUUUUUUUAAACAUUCCAAAGUAAAUUUUAGGCAGCACACUGCCCUAAAUUCUUAGCAUGGGUGUCGUUAAAGUUUGCUAUUCGUUUGAAUAUCUUUUUUGAAAGUGAUAUAUGAAGUCGAUAACCUGAGCCAAUUUACACAGUUUUUUUUUUUUUCCCCUCUUUUUUUUUUUUUUUUUUUUUUUUUUUCUCUCCUGUGGACCUUUGUCUUCCAGUUUCUCUUGUGUGUGCUUAGGGUGAGGGAGGACAAUUCCUUUCAAACACAAGUUUAUUUUAGAAUUGGUCAUUUUUAAAUGCUUGUCACAAAUUUUAAAGUUUCAAAAUAAUUUUUCUUUUUCCCACUUCUGAUGAUGUAUUUUUGCCAAACUAUGCAGCUUCUUCAGAAAACUAGAAAUUACAGAUCGGGGUUUAUGAAAUCAGGAAAUACCUCGUUUCAAUCUGUGGCUGCUUUUCUCCCUCUUGUCACUUCUCCCACAAGACUCUGCUGCUUGACCAGAAGGUGGAGGGAGAAAAGAGUCCAGCCCCUAUAAUUAGCUGAUUUAAACAACUCUAGGAGAACAGAUUAAGUAGCUUAGUAAGUUGAAACUAUUUAUUUUUCUGAAGAAUUUGAUUUGAAUUCCCUGAGAAUUGUAAUUAUCCAUGCUUCCUCCAGCUGUAAUUAGCAGAAUUAAAAAUUAUUGUACUGUACAAUGAGUUGUUGAACUGUAAGCCUUAGUAACCAACUUUAGCUUUACUGUAGUCAUAUUUAGAAUUUUUUUUGACAUAUGCCUUUAUGUUAAUGCUCACUUUUUGUGGAUAAGAUCUAAAGAAUUUAAGUGACUUCUUCCAGGUCAUGAAGAUUCAAUGGGUAGAAUUGAAUCAGAAUUGGAAUGUUCCAGAUUCAUAUUCUUGUAUGUGUUUGAUAAAAUUCAUGGCUUCCAAAGUAACUGAACACUUCCUUUGGGCCCUUCGAGGGAAAAAUACAUAUUUUUACUAAUUAAACUUUUAUUUUUGGACAUUUCACGAUUCUUUGAACUUAAAGAUAUUCUCAUGGUUAUAGUUCCAAAUUAAGCCCAAUGCCAUUGCUAAAAAUCUUGCUGCAGUGUUGAAUACUAAUAAUGCAGCAUUUAUCAGAUUUUCUUGCAUUUUGGUGACCUUCAUGAUUCACUUAUAUGUCUUUGUAAGUGCUGAAUUGACCCCCUCACUAGUGAAAAUAAUAAAUGUUCUGUAUCAUUUAUUAUUAUUUGUGUAUUCUCUACAUGAUAUAUAUUUUUUUAAGGAAAAGUAACUCCACAUGUCAGAAGGAGUGAUAUCCUAGGGCAAAGCGCAUAUAAAGCAGUUUAUUUCUACACUGCAAAUAUGGCAUGUACAGAAACAAAACUCGGAGUGGCUGGUCAUUGUUUUGGCCUCUUUUGGUACCUGAGUACCUUUCGGAGGUUUUGUAAAUCAUGUGUCAUUUGUAAGAAUUUCAUGCUAACUCUCUGUUACUUGUUUACCUGUGGUAUCCUUGACUGACCAUAAUGAUUUAGUUUGGGUAUGAUGUGUCUGCUUUGAGAUGCCUUAAUGGAGUACGUCAGAUCCUGCUUUAAAGCAUUCCAUAUAUCUGGUGGGACAAUAAGGUGCCUCUCCUUGGUUAUAUGCUCUAGAUUAAGAAGCGAAACUGAUUUUGCUUUCACCAUUAAGGUUGCAUUUUAAUGCAGUCAUUAAGUUAGAGAAUAAAAUGUAAACCAAGGGAGACUUUAGAACCCUUCACUUAAUGGCAUGGCAAAUUUUAAACUGCUUUUGCAAUUUCACUAGAACUAUCUUUGGUAAAGGAGAUAGCUAAGAAAUGUCAGCCCAAACUGUAUGUAAUUAGGGUUGUUUUUAUAAUUUUCUCUAAAUGUUGUACAGGGGCUUAAGACCUGUGUAUGCUGUUGGGUCAGAGUGCCAGUCACUGCUUUGGAAAUCUGUGUUCUGGGGCUAUGGAAUGGCAAAUGUGUCAUGGGAUUAAAACCAAUCAACUGUGAACUGUGAAAUGGAAAUUGCUCUUUUCGUUUUAUUUUCUUUAGCAUAUUGAGUAUAGAAAUAUGAAACUUAUUUAAAAUUUAUACUGCUUUUGUUGAUGGCUCAUUUUGGCUGUGUAUCCUCACUUAUAUACUGAUUUCUGAUAAAGGCUUGACAUUAUAACAGGCAUUUUGUGUUCCAAUUUAAUAAAACGGUUUCUGAGUCUUGUCUGAAAA
This is a messenger RNA of Cebus imitator (Panamanian white-faced capuchin), 8213 nucleotides long. It is a transcript of the gene ZMAT3, whose product is annotated as zinc finger matrin-type 3. The transcript has 6 exons. Gene Ontology annotation, molecular function: zinc ion binding; nucleic acid binding. The coding region runs from base 178 to 1044 and encodes 288 amino acids. NCBI's taxonomy places the organism in Eukaryota, Metazoa, Chordata, Mammalia, Primates, Cebidae. The record is from RefSeq and is a predicted model, not a curated record.